This is a messenger RNA of Angiostrongylus costaricensis, 597 nucleotides long. Lineage: Eukaryota; Metazoa; Nematoda; Chromadorea; Rhabditida; Metastrongylidae. The record is from the annotation of a GenBank genome assembly.
AUGAUGAUGGCGCAUUACACUGGACCUCCUGGAGGGAAGGUGGACGAUCUUGGAUUUGAGUCACCGUGGAGCGAUGAGCGAAACCUGGACGGAGACGAGCAGGUUAUGGCCGCGAAGCGAGAGUACACGAAGUUCUGGGCUGACUACUUUCCUGUGGUGAUGCGGAGAAGGAAGCGCUGGGAACACACCGAUCCCAGACGUGACCCAAGCAAACUGCAACGAUUCGUCUACAAGGGAAUCCCGGCACCGUUUCGGAAAGAGGUGAGUAUGUUGACUUUAGUCAACGUGUUGUCGAUUCAUCACGAAGAUUUGGAUGAGAAAUUGUGCACCACGCGGUUCGCCACUAUUGACAACGGUGCCGACGGGAACGGUGGAAGCGAUUCGUAUCGACUUGCCAAGAACUUUCCCCAACAACCAGUUUCUGCGAAUCGAACGGGCAUAAAUUUUGUCGCCGGAUUGAUUUUAUUGGUGAUGAAAAACGAAACGAAUGCAGUGGAUUUGCUCAUACAGAUGGUGCGGCAACGACAAGACUACUAUAAUGAAACUAUGUCCGGAUUGAAACGGGACACUCGGGUGCUGCAACUGAUUCUUGCGUAA